This is a messenger RNA of Sitophilus oryzae (rice weevil), 3110 nucleotides long. RefSeq names its product coatomer subunit beta (gene betaCOP). The record is from RefSeq and is a predicted model, not a curated record. NCBI's taxonomy places the organism in Eukaryota, Metazoa, Arthropoda, Insecta, Coleoptera, Curculionidae. Gene Ontology annotation, biological process: intracellular protein transport; endoplasmic reticulum to Golgi vesicle-mediated transport; intra-Golgi vesicle-mediated transport. The transcript has 11 exons. Gene Ontology annotation, molecular function: structural molecule activity. The coding region runs from base 173 to 3049 and encodes 958 amino acids. Gene Ontology annotation, cellular component: cytoplasm; COPI vesicle coat.
UUAAAUUUUUUUGACAUUUACCGAGUGACACAAAAUACGACACGUCUACUUUUUGUUUAUUUCGCCCGAGUGGCUGUUUUUUCCACAAUUAGGCCUAGUUUUAAUUGCUAAUUACACUUAAACUAGUGUAUGUUUAUUUAUUUAUCGUCUUUGGACCUUAUACAGUCUAAAAAUGACGAGCGUCGAACAGCCCUGUUACACCCUGAUCAAUGUGUCUUCGGAUACAGAGCCCUACAACGAGAUGCAUUUGAAAAGCGAUCUCGAGAAGGGCGAUACAGACCAAAAGGUCGAAGCAUUAAAGAAGAUAAUUCGAAUGAUCUUGGCAGGUGAAAGAUUACCUCCAGGUUUCCUCAUGAUGAUUAUUCGCUACGUUCUUCCUUUGCAAGACCACACAGCUAAAAAACUCCUACUUAUAUUCUGGGAAAUUGUCCCUAAAACUACACCCGAUGGCAAGCUUCUGCAAGAAAUGAUUCUAGUUUGUGACGCUUACAGAAAAGACUUACAACACCCUAACGAGUUCUUACGCGGUUCCACCUUGAGAUUUCUCUGCAAGCUGAAAGAACCAGAGCUUCUUGAACCUUUAAUGCCUUCAAUAAGAGCUUGUUUAGAACACAGACAUAGCUACGUUAGGAGAAACGCAGUGCUUGCUAUUUUUACAAUAUACAGGAACUUUGAGUUUCUUAUACCCGAUGCUCCAGAACUGAUAUCAACUUAUUUAGAUGGAGAACAGGAUAUGUCUUGUAAAAGAAAUGCGUUUUUGAUGUUGCUGCAUGCCGAUCAGGAUAGGGCACUGUCUUAUUUGAGUUCUUGUCUCGAUCAAGUCACUUCUUUUGGAGAUAUUCUUCAGUUAGUUAUAGUGGAGUUGAUAUACAAGGUGUGCCAUUCAAAUCCCACAGAAAGAUCAAGAUUUAUCAGGUGUAUUUAUAAUUUACUUAACUCAAGUAGUGCGGCUGUUAGGUAUGAAGCUGCAGGUACUCUUAUAACUCUAUCCAGUGCACCUACAGCUAUUAAAGCUGCUGCUUCAUGUUAUAUUGAUCUUAUCAUCAAGGAAAGCGAUAAUAAUGUUAAACUUAUUGUCCUGGACAAACUAGUAACUCUAGGGGAACAUCCAAACUAUAACAGAGUUCUUCAGGACUUGGUAAUGGAUAUUUUAAGAGUUUUAUCUAGUCCGGACCUGGAAGUAAGAAGAAAAACCUUAAAUCUAGCCAUGGAGCUGGUUAAUUCCAGGAAUAUUGAAGAAAUGGUCUUGUUCUUGAAGAAAGAAGUAUCAAAAACCCUUGACUCUGAGCAUGAAGAUACAGGAAAAUACCGACAACUCUUGGUCAGGACCUUGCAUUCUUGCUGUAUAAAGUUUCCUGAUGUUGCUGCCACAGUUAUACCGAUUUUGGUAGAGUUUUUGUCAGAUAAUAACGAGCUAGCUGCCGCAGAUGUGUUAGUUUUUGUAAGAGAGGCCAUACAAAAGUUCGAGGCACUUAGACCACUUAUUAUUGAGAAACUUCUUGAAGCUUUCAAGGAUAUAAAAUCAGUGAAAGUCCAUAGGGCUGCCCUGUGGAUUCUUGGAGAGUAUGCUACAUCGGUUGCUGAUAUAGAGUCAGUCAUAAAAGAGGUGACAUAUACAUUGGGCGAGGGUUCUUUUGUUGUAGCCGAACACAGACUCAAUCAAGGCGAAGUAGACGAAAAAGAAAUAGAAAACAUAGGAAACGGUCCUGUCGUGACUACUCUAGUGACGUCAGACGGUACCUACGCCACUCAGUCGGCGUUUAACACUGUUCAGAAAUCGAAAAAAGAAAGACCGCCUUUAAGGCAGUACCUUAUGGACGGAGAUUUCUUCAUUGGAGCUUCUCUGGCUUCAACUUUGACCAAACUGGCUUUGAGAUUUGGUCAGCUGGUUUCUGCAGAAAGAACCAACAGAUUCGACGCAGAAGUCAUGUUGAUUAUGGCGGGGAUACUGCAUUUGGGCCAAUCAGGCUUGCCAACCAAAUCGAUCACAAACGACGACAGGGACCAUAUCUUGCUCUGCCUGAAGGUAGUCUCUGACAGAUCGCCUGUCAUAGUUCAGAUCUUUACCGACUAUUGUAGGAAGGCCCUGAACGACAUGCUAUUGGCCAAAGAGCGCGAGGAAGCGUCAAAUCAGAAGGCCAAAGAAAAAACAGGGCACAAAAUUCAAACGGACGACCCGAUCAAUUUCAUUCAGUUGGAGACUGAUAAGGGUGGCGAAUUGGGGGAAAAUGUAUUCGAAACGUCGUUAUCUCAAGCUCUGAUUGGAGGAAGAGCCGCAGGCGGGGACACUGGUUUGGGUCCAAAUAAACUGGACAAAGUCACCCAACUCACAGGUUUCUCAGAUCCGGUAUAUUCAGAGGCGUACGUUCACGUGAAUCAGUACGAUAUCGUCUUGGACGUACUGAUCGUGAAUCAGACCAACGACACGUUGCAAAAUUGUACUUUAGAGCUGGCAACGUUGGGCGACUUGAAGUUGGUCGAAAAACCUCAACCCGUGGUUCUGGCGCCUAAAGAUUUCUGUAACAUCAAAGCAAACGUUAAGGUUGCUUCCACUGAAAACGGUAUUAUUUUCGGCAACAUUGUCUAUGACGUCACCGGUGCCGCGUCUGACAGAAAUGUGGUGGUUUUGAAUGAUAUACACAUCGAUAUAAUGGACUACAUAGUACCAGCGAGUUGUACCGACACAGAGUUUAUGCGCAUGUGGGCGGAGUUUGAGUGGGAGAACAAGGUAACUGUCAACACGUCGUUGACAGAUCUGAACGAAUACCUGAAACACCUGAUCAAGAGUACCAACAUGAAGUGUCUCACGCCGGAAAAAGCGCUGUCAGGCCAGUGCGGUUUCAUGGCUGCCAACAUGUACGCCAAAUCUAUUUUUGGUGAAGACGCUUUGGCCAAUUUGAGUAUAGAAAAACCCUUUAACAAACCAGAAGCUCCUGUACAGGGUCAUAUCAGGAUAAGGGCCAAAAGUCAGGGUAUGGCUUUGAGUUUAGGAGAUAAAAUAAACAGUAGUCAAAAGGCUGGACUUCAAACUAAAGUUGCGGCGGCAUAAUAAAAAUAAAUAUUUUGCAUAAAUUGUAUAAGUGAAAUAAAUUGUAUUAUUACUGUUUUUA